This is a messenger RNA of Loxodonta africana (African savanna elephant), 909 nucleotides long. RefSeq names its product basic proline-rich protein-like. The transcript has a single exon. The record is from RefSeq and is a predicted model, not a curated record. NCBI's taxonomy places the organism in Eukaryota, Metazoa, Chordata, Mammalia, Proboscidea, Elephantidae. The coding region runs from base 1 to 909 and encodes 302 amino acids.
AUGAGGCGCGGCCCCACGCGGCCCGCCGGAAGGAGAGCAGCCCCAGCGGGCGGGCGGGCGGCCUGGCGGGCGGCCUGGCGGGCGGCCCGGCGGGCGGGCCGGCCAGGAGACGCCCGCUCCGCGGCCCCAGGAGGUCCGCGCGACGGCCCCGCCCCCAAGGCCCCGCCCCCGCCGGGCCUGUCUGCAGGCCCCGCCCCCGACCCCGCCCCCGCCGGCCCACCCGCCCCCAAGCUGAGCGCCGCGGGAAGGUGGCACGCCCGAGCGCGCAGGCGCAGGCGCAGGCGCAGACGCAGGCGCCAAGGCCUACAGGCCCGCAAGGCCUUCGUUAGCCCACACCGCCCGCGGGAUCCGCUCGCCCUGGACCCAGGGCCAGACCGCCCCGUCCCCAGGACCUACCCGCCGCGCCCUCCGAAGCCGAGAGCCCCGCCUCCGGGAACCGUGAGCUCCACCCCAGAACCCGUCCGCCCCGCCCCCGGCAGUCGGGAGCUCCGCCCCUGGGAGCCAGGAGCCCCGCCUCUCGAAACACGCCCCGCCCAGGGGAUCUGCCUGCCUCGCCUCAGGAGCUUCACCCCCCGCCCGCCGGACCUGCCCGCUCCUCCUCUGGGACCCGCCCGCCCCGCCCCCGGGAACAAAGAGCCCCGCCUCCGGGAACUGAGAGCCCCGCCCCCGGGAACCAGAAGCUCCACCCCCGGGAUCCGCCAGCCCCUCCUCCAGGAGCCAAAAGCCCCGCCUUUGACUGCCGAGUGCCCCGUUCCCGGUACCCGCUCGCCUCGCCCGUGGUACCCGCUCUCCCUGCCCCUGGGAACAGGAACCCGCGGGGCGGGGCAGGGGAGCUCCCAAGUGCGCCGCGAGGUCAAGGACCGAGGGCAGCCCCGGCACCCCAGCCGCAAGUCCCGGAGGUCUGACUAA